AUAUACUGAAAUAAGUGUAAUGGGCAACAAAUCAAUUAUGACAGAUUUCCUCCUAAUGGGGUUUUCAGAUGACCAUGAUAUGCAACUUUUCUAUUUUUUGAUGUUUCUCUUUGUUUAUUUAACAGCAGUAGUGGGGAAUUUUUUCAUCAUCUCAGCUGUGGUCCUCAAUCAGCAUCUUCACACACCCAUGUAUUUCUUUCUGGUCAAUCUAUCAUUUGUAGAUAUUUGCUACAUCUCUACUACAGUUCCCAAAACAAUAGUCGUUUCAGUUACAAACAACAAAAUGAUUCCUUAUGCUGGAUGUGUUACACAGGUCUUUUUAGUUAUUACAUUUGUUGGGGCAGAGAUUUUCUUGCUUACUAUCAUGGCUUAUGACCGGUAUGUUGCCAUCUGCCGUCCUUUGCAAUACAGAUUGAUUAUGAACUGGAAUGCCUGUAUCCAAAUGGCAGUUAUUGCAUGGAUAUCCACCCUGGUCCAUGCAGUGUUAGAAACCAGUUUGACUUUUCAGGUGAACUUUUGUGGAUUCAAUGAGAUUGGGCAGUUUUUCUGUAAUAUGCCUCAGUUACAAAAGAUAGCUUGUACUGAUUCAAAAGUUCAUAAAAUUCUAAUUUUUCUGAUUGGAGUCAGUGUGAAUUCAUUUUGCUUUUCAUUCAUCUUGACAUCUUAUUGCUAUAUUUUUUCUUCUGUGUUGAAAAUUCCAUCAGUUCAAGGAAGACACAAAGCUUUUUCAACUUGCAUUCCCCACCUCACUGUUUUUGCCUUGUUUAUUAUCACAGCUGUUUUCUCAUUCCUGAGACCAAAGUCACUUUCCUCUCCCAAUGUGGACUUAAUUUCUGGAAUUUUAUAUACAAUUUUGCCACCUGUUUUUAAUCCCAUAAUUUAUAGUUUGAGGAAUAAGGAUAUUCAAAGAACUGUGUGGAAAAUAUUAAAAAAAUAUAAUUUUAAAUAUAGUUUUAAACACUUAUUCCUUUAA
Molecule: messenger RNA, 973 nt
Organism: Protobothrops mucrosquamatus (brown spotted pit viper)
Lineage: Eukaryota; Metazoa; Chordata; Lepidosauria; Squamata; Viperidae
Product: olfactory receptor 14A16-like
Exons: 2
Biological process (GO): G protein-coupled receptor signaling pathway
Cellular component (GO): membrane
Molecular function (GO): G protein-coupled receptor activity; olfactory receptor activity
Source: RefSeq, a predicted model, not a curated record